AUGGACGGCGCAACUCCCCUCCCAGCCGAUUUGAACCGUGGCCCCGAGAUUCUAGGAGUCUGCGGGGCCAUGGUUGGCCUUGCUCUGGUCUUCGUGGUGCUGCGUGUGUAUGUCAGGGUCGCCAUCAUCCGACAGCUGGGCUGGGAUGACUAUUGUAUGAUUGUUGCCAUGGCCGUCAUGUUCGCAGAGAUGAUGGUCAUUAUACCGCAAGUUGGGUACGGAGCCGGCCGCCAUGUCGAGUUUAUCGAACCCAAGUCCAAUGUGGUCGAAGGCUUGCGUCUCAACUUUGUCACACAGCCUCUCUGCUUGAUAGCCCUGUGCCUGACUAAAGUCAGUGUCGGGCUGUUUCUGCUGCGAAUGACUCCCUCCGCCAGGUUUAGAAAGUUUAUCCUGGGCGUGAUGGUUUUUACCGUCUUGUCGGCUACAGGCAACCUCCCUUAUGCUUGGGACAUUUCGAUUCCCAACGGCCAAUGCAUCCCACCGGCUCACCUCAAAUUCGCAGCCUUCUUCAACUCGAGCGUCUCGGUUGUGACCGACUUUAUUUUCGCUGUGCUGCCGGUACCGAUCCUGUGGAAUGUUCAGCUCAACUGGAAAGUCAAGUCCGCCGUGGCCGCCAUCUUGUCGUUGGGCAUCUUCGCUACGGCGGCAGCCAUUGUGAAGAUUACGUUCCUCGGCCAGUACGGAAAACACGGAGACUUCCUCUUCGACAGCUCCGAUCUCACCAUUUGGACCACCGUCGAGAUCUGCACCGCAAUCGUCGCAGCCUGCAUCCCCUGCCUCAAACCCCUAUUCAAAGCCAUGCUGCGCGGCUCGUCGGCCGACAAGUACCCUACCGGCUACAAGAUCAGGAGCGGCUACACGCGCAACAACACGACGGAUCUGGACACCAGGCCCCCGCGCUCCGAUUUCGGCAACAUUGAGCUGUUCACCCGCGCCAGUACCAUACACGAGAUCCAUGGUGGGUUUGGGCUCAAGAGCGGAUCGGAGGAGAGCAUCAUUCCCCAGAAGGAUCUCGGGGGAGACGGCAUUGUCAAGACUGUCAAUAUCUCCGUCUCUGUGGAUGAGGAGCGGAAGAAGCCGAAGGAGGUCCUGUAA
Molecule: messenger RNA, 1095 nt
Organism: Verticillium nonalfalfae
Lineage: Eukaryota; Fungi; Ascomycota; Sordariomycetes; Glomerellales; Plectosphaerellaceae
Exons: 5
Coding region: 1-1095 (364 amino acids)
Source: RefSeq, a predicted model, not a curated record